This is a messenger RNA of Hypoxylon fragiforme, 904 nucleotides long. RefSeq names its product 60S ribosome subunit biogenesis protein NIP7. Lineage: Eukaryota; Fungi; Ascomycota; Sordariomycetes; Xylariales; Hypoxylaceae. The record is from RefSeq and is a predicted model, not a curated record. Gene Ontology annotation, biological process: ribosome assembly; ribosomal large subunit biogenesis. The transcript has 2 exons. Gene Ontology annotation, molecular function: RNA binding. Gene Ontology annotation, cellular component: nucleus; nucleolus; preribosome, large subunit precursor. Bases 120 to 683 code for a protein of 187 amino acids.
CUUUGCGAACAGCAGCACCCCACUAAUAACUUUUUAGUAUCUUUUUACCUGCUAUUUGCAUUAAACCAAGCCCAGCUUCGUUCGACAAAUAUAAACCCAACACAAACAACACGGCCACGAUGAGGCCUCUAACCGAGCAAGAGACAAAGGUUCUCUUUGAGAAGCUAGCAAAUUACACAGGAAACUCCCUAAAAAACCUAAUCGCGCCUCUCGACGACUCCCCCGACGCCGACCGAUAUGUCUUCCGUCUGAAUCGCGACAGAGUCUACUAUGUUCUUCUCUCCGUCGCAAACCUAGCCACCUCCGUGGCACGGGACAACCUAGCAUCUCUUGGUAUCUGUCUAGGCAAGUUCACCAAAACCGGAAAGUUCCGUCUGCACAUCACGGCGCUGCCCAUCCUCGCCGAGCACGCGCGGUACAAGCUGUGGAUCAAGCCGAACGGCGAGAUGCCCUUCCUGUACGGCGGCAACGUCGUCAAGGCGCACGUCGGCCGCUGGUCCGACGACUGCCCCAGCCACCAAGGGGUCGUCGUCUACAGCAUGAGCGACACCCCCCUCGGCUUCGGCGUCACCGCCCGCAGCACCGCCGAGGCCCGCCGCCUCGACCCCACCGGCAUCGUGUGUUUUCGGCAGGCGGACUGCGGCGAGUACCUGAGAGACGAGGAUACGCUGUUUGCCGGUUGAGGUCGAGGUAACUGGGAAGGAGAGAAGUGCAUAGAUACCUAUGAAGUCCACCUACCUAAUUUGGCCGACGUUGAGUUGGUCCGGGGGAAGGGGGGACGGUAUAUACAAAAGUGUGAUUAAAAAAGGGCCAUCCGUUGGAAGGAGGGAGAAGGGGGAGGCUCGGAGUUUGGAAUUUACUCGUGUUAUAUGCAUUGGGGGCGUUCUAAGGCUAUAUCUAUCUA